AAGCGGGUAACUCCGCAGAAACUGUGUCAGUUUCCCCUAGUCCGCCCACCGACCUAGCCCCCUAACAAGCUCCCCACUAAACCAUGGAGUCCGAACAGUCAUUCACACCCCUCCAUACAACCUUUCAAACCCAGCUGACGUCUGAGGAUGAACACAUGAUAGCGGCCAACCGCAAAACUUCGCAGUCACUAUCGCUGACCAAGUGGAGGACGAGAAUAUCUCCGACUCUGACUCCGACAACCCAGACACUGCCCAAUAUAGCCCCCUCCUUGGGAAAAAUCAUCAAGGAAGCGGGAAAAACAAAGAUCUCACUUCAGCAACCGAAAAUGAAACGAGGAAACACGCGAGAUCACCCACUGCCGCGAGAAUUCAAGGCCCCCUAAAGCCCCCCCGCUUCCUCCCUCUAAAAGCGAUGAGGCCCCCCCUCAUUACACCCCAGAACCAAAAAUCCUCCCUCGUGCCUACUCCCGACGUCUUCGACCUCGGGUCGGGUGGUUCGGCAGCCUUCCAAAAAAACACAAACCCCAUUGAAUUCCCCCCAUCCCGAAGCCCGGCCACUGAAGGCAACGGAUCCCCCAUCGCCACCGACCAACCAACCUUCAUGCCGGUAACCGCUGAACAACCCGACGACGGAAGAGAUGAUCUUAACUGGCUACCACUAGCACCCGACCUAGCAAACUUUUACGCACACGGCCUCCACCCAGGCCGCCUCCUUGAAGGAGUGAACCCCGACCGUGCCAAAGCCUGGUUAGAAAAGGCAGGUGUUAUCCUAGCCAUGCCCCUUGACGCCGCCCACGGCGAAGAAAACACUAGUAACUUCCAAACCAACAUGGAAGCCUUUCUAGAAAGGGCGUUCCCAGACCAAGUCAGGGAAGUAAACAUCAUCCCCCCUGUCCCUAUUGACCUUAGACAUGGUGGAACCCCCCAAUAUACCAAACCGUGGGGCUUCCUAAUCGAAGGCCUAAUCCCCAAUUUGCCAACCUCCUUGUACAUGAACACCUAUGGAUAUGCAAAAUGCUAAAAGACGUGAACAACAUAAAAGAAGUUGUCAAACAAACAAUCUCCAAAAACCCGAGCCCCUUCCAAAAAUUCCUCAAGGAGGCAAGUAUGACAGACAAUCAGAUAAGGGAAAUCAUGGACAGUGUCAGCAUAAUCCUGAGAGGA
Cantharellus anzutake is the source of this 1164-nucleotide messenger RNA. RefSeq lists its product as uncharacterized. The transcript has 3 exons. The record is from RefSeq and is a predicted model, not a curated record. Bases 413 to 1021 code for a protein of 202 amino acids. NCBI's taxonomy places the organism in Eukaryota, Fungi, Basidiomycota, Agaricomycetes, Cantharellales, Hydnaceae.